AUGGCUGCAUUUACAAAUAGAGAACAAGAGAAGGCUAAAAUAAAAUUAAGAAAUAAAUUUGAAAAUUUAUAUCUUAAUAUUACUAGCAAUAAUCAAUCAGAGCAACAAACAUCAAUAUCAACAGUUACUGAAAUCAUGCAAAAUCUAUUUUUUGAAGCAAUGUCUGUCCCUUUUGAAAGACUUUUUUCAGAUACAGGAAACCUGAUUACUCCCAAUAUACAUGAUUAA
Messenger RNA from Dentiscutata heterogama, 228 nucleotides. The record is from the annotation of a GenBank genome assembly. NCBI's taxonomy places the organism in Eukaryota, Fungi, Glomeromycota, Glomeromycetes, Diversisporales, Gigasporaceae.